GCUCUACUUAGACUUUCUUCCUGCUUACCUUACCUUUCUACUGUUCUCUGAAAUCAAACCUCCAGCAGACACCCUGCACAGUCAUCAGACUAGCUUCUUCAACACGUAUUAUCUCCUUCACAUCCAACCUAUCUACCUCCCUCUUCUCUUCUCAUCUGAAUCCCAACCUCAACCAAUACUACAUCCCAAACUAAACCCAACUAAACCCACCACAAUCUCGAAACCAACCCAAAAUGCGUCCACCAAUGCCUUCAUCCCCAGAAGCACAGAAAACCAAGAAUAGCCCCAACGGAUCCGCAUGUACCCACACCACGAACGCGAGAAGAAAACCCCUGAUGGAUUUCUCGUCUCUGCAUCCGUGCUCUGCUUCGAUGGAUGAUGAGGAGGAUGAGGAUGAAGAUCGUAUGCGACCAUCGCACGCAGAGAUGGGAUCGUUCUCGCGGAUGCAUGCAGCUUCGCACUCACAUUCUCAUCCAUCAUCAUCCUCGUCGGCUUUGACUCCUACUCAGACGCAGAGUUACACUCCGUAUCUGCCCAGAAAUCAAUCUAACUCAAAUUAUACGAUUCCGUCGGGAAGCGACUCUACCCCGACAUCAACCACUACAAGCACUACUACGAGAUUGAAAUCGAAAGCGAAAGCGAAAGCGAAGUCUACGACUGCACACGUCCACUUCCUGGACCAGAUUGAUAUCUCAGAUACGACUACCACUACUUCUGCACCUACAAACACGAACGGAACCAAAAACACAAAAGCAGAUGGAAUCACAGCUGAAGAAAAGACCAUGCCUCUUGGUCCUCGCAGUCGGGAUCUCUCUCUUAGUGAGAGCGAGAUUAGUCUGCUGGAUAUAGGUCCCAGUCUGGUGUAUGGUGAUGAUGGAUAUAUUCCGCUGUCUGGGGGUGGAUAUGUGCGUGGACAUGGGCAAGGUGACGGUGGUGGGGGUGGUGUUUCGGUGGUGGGGAGGGGGGUGCAGGGGUUGCAGUUGGAGUGAGGAUUGUGGUGGUUUGUUGCUGUUUCUGUUGUAGAUGUAUGGAGCUUAUGGUCUCUUACUCGGUCUGGUCUGUGGGUGUGGGAUAGAGGAGUUAUUCCUGUUGUUAGAAUAGUGUAGAGUAUUUCCUUUUCCUUCUGCUUGUUCUUUGUACUAUGGGUAUGAGUAACCAAUGGU
This is a messenger RNA of Aspergillus vadensis CBS 113365, 1163 nucleotides long. RefSeq lists its product as uncharacterized. The record is from RefSeq and is a predicted model, not a curated record. Bases 234 to 989 code for a protein of 251 amino acids. The transcript has a single exon. NCBI's taxonomy places the organism in Eukaryota, Fungi, Ascomycota, Eurotiomycetes, Eurotiales, Aspergillaceae.